Molecule: messenger RNA, 345 nt
Organism: Bipolaris maydis ATCC 48331
Lineage: Eukaryota; Fungi; Ascomycota; Dothideomycetes; Pleosporales; Pleosporaceae
Source: RefSeq, a predicted model, not a curated record
AUGUCCACAUCCCCAACCCCAUCCUCAUCUUCCCCGUCUACCCCACCCCCACCCCGCUGCCCUUCCUGCACCUCCCCCUUACCCCCACACCACCCCUCCUCCGCCCACGAACUCCGCACCUGCGACACGUGUUUUGUGCGACUUCGCUGCGCAGAGUCGCUCUGGGGCAGCACGCGGAGCGAGGAGAUUACGUUUUUCCCGCCGGUACUGGAUGAGGCGGAUUUGUAUACUGCAGGGAUUGAGACAAGUGGGGAUGCAGAGGAAGAGAUGGUGCAGAGGGGCGUGGAAGAAGAAGAGGAGAAGGAAAAAAGGGGGUUGUUUGCGUGGGUUGGUAGGCGGAGGUGA